CCCCGCGCGCUCAGUGGGCUUAUAAAGCCGGUUGUAGCCGAGUAUCGAGCAUCAUUUCUCUGAGCUUUAACUCAAGAAAGAAUAUCCCAAAAUGAGUGGAAGAGGUAAAACCGGCGGCAAAGCCAGAGCAAAGGCAAAGACUCGCUCUUCUCGGGCCGGACUCCAGUUCCCGGUCGGUCGUGUUCACAGGCUGCUCCGCAAAGGAAACUAUGCUCAGCGUGUGGGAGCCGGUGCCCCCGUCUAUCUGGCGGCCGUGCUGGAGUAUCUGACCGCUGAGAUCCUGGAGCUGGCCGGUAACGCUGCCCGUGACAACAAGAAGACCCGUAUCAUCCCCCGUCACCUGCAGCUGGCUGUCCGUAACGACGAGGAGCUCAACAAGCUGCUGGGAGGAGUGACUAUCGCUCAGGGCGGCGUGCUGCCCAACAUCCAGGCUGUUCUCCUGCCCAAGAAGACAGAAAAGGCCGCCAAGAAGUAA
Labrus bergylta (ballan wrasse) is the source of this 475-nucleotide messenger RNA. NCBI's taxonomy places the organism in Eukaryota, Metazoa, Chordata, Actinopteri, Labriformes, Labridae. The record is from RefSeq and is a predicted model, not a curated record.